AUGUGUGGCAGCUUAGAAAGUAUCCGUUCACGUAAACCUCGGACUGGAAUAAGAAAGAGAGUAGGCAUUGGGAAUAGCUCUAACUUUUCUGAGCAAGUAGUUGAAAGCUUUCCGUCUGAUAUCUCUACUGGUAUAUACUAUGGAUGGGCCUGUGUUGGAAAUGGAGAUGUACAUAAAAUGGUUUUGAGCAUAGGAUGGAAUCCUUUCUAUAAGAAUAUUAAGAAAUCAGUGGAAACACACAUUAUCCACACCUUCAAAGAAGACUUUUAUGGAGAAAUUCUUAGUAUAGUCAUAAUUGGAUAUAUUCGACCAGAAAAAAACUUUGAUUCCUUAGAGGCGCUCAUUUCAGCAAUUCAGGAAGACAUUGAAGAAGCAAACAGGCAGCUAGAUUUACCAGAACAUCUUAAACUCAAAGAUGACAACUUCUUUUAUCUGCCAGAAGGCAAAAUAGUGAACGGUCACUGAGUAAACCCAUGCUGCUUUUUUAUUUCUUUUUUUUUUUUCCUCUCCCCUGUCAUGGAGAUUUUAUAUUUACAGUGCUUUUAUAGGUACUUUGUUGUCAUAUGUGUGUUUAGGUAACUAAGGUUGGAACUGACCAUAGAAGAUUAUUUCAGUUUCCUUCUGUUAAUUCAUCAUCAAACCAGUCACGCAAAAGGAGUAGAAUGCUGAUUUAGGUCCUUAACAGAUAAAUUGUGUACCCUAAGUUAGCAGUUCAGAGAUCUGAGCACAUGUAGAACAUGACCAAAAUUAAUUGACUACUUCUGACCCUCAAGUAUGGGUAGUUCAAUUAAGUGAAGAAUGUCUGGUUUUAACAUACAGUAUGUUAAUCCAACCUCUUUUCCCAGUUUUAUGUCAUUCUUACAUCGGGAUUUUUAGCUAGUAACUUAGAAAAUUUUCCUAGCGAUUCAUUCAGAAAUUUCCUCUGGUGCAAGAAGCCAAUGGCAAGAUUAAUUCUCUAUAGUUCUUAUUUUUCAUAUGUUAUACAGCUGUCAUGAUUGAAACUGUUAUUUUAAUUGAAAUUAUUUAUUUUAAAUUUAUUUGAAAUUUAUUUGAAAUGGAGGAAAUCACUGUUGCUCAUUCAGUUACUGGAAUCUGAGAUGUGUUUCUUCUUAGCUGAGUGUACAUAUGACAUCACAUGACCUGUGUAGUUUCACUGACAUUCAGGAAAUGAAUGACAGCAUGAAAGUUGAUAUAAUGGGUCAGAUGCAAAAGAUGAAGAAACAGUAUAACAAGACCUGCUCAUUGGACCUUAAGGCAAAAGAGGUAAUGAAAGUGAACUUGUAUUUUAUGUGCUGUUGGUAUUAGUAAUAAGAAGAUGAGGAUAACUUUGUGGGGGUUAUUAAUUACACUGGCAAUAAAAUGCCUGACUUCAAGAUUGACAUUAUUGUAAGGCACAGAAAAAUCUCAUCAACUUUCUGCACCAAGUGCAAGUAAAAGCUGAGGUUUUGGCUGACCAAGUAGAUGAAUGCACAAAUAAAGGACUUUGGGGAUUCAUGGAAUAAUAUAUCCACACUAUAGUGUGGAUUAGUUGUUUAUUACAAGUAAUUGCAGCUGGUCCUACUCUGAAAUGUAAGGGUAGGUAAAUGGAGGGGAUAUUGUCAGAAUUGAUAGUAAUUUGGAAAAUACUUUUUGGAAGUAUGUAAUGUGUGAUUCCAAAUCUACUUUUUUUCCCUCUGAUAGUUAUCCCCUACUCAAUGAGUGGAACUAGGUAAGCUGCAGUGACUUUGUCACAUUCAUAAUCUUUUGACGUCAGCCUGUGGCGUGGCUGGAACAUUUUCAGAAAUUCAGAAUGUUUCCGUAGAUAUGUCUUGACUGUAGUUCUGUGUUUAAACUACCAUGCACAAUUUGGAACGCACAAUUUAUGUAGUGUAAAUUCAUAAAAAUUACUCCUUGUCCUAUCCUAUUUGAUUCCUACUUUUUACUCCAUGGUUUGAGAGAGUUUUAACAAGGUAGCCAUUUGGGUUCUGUGGUAGGUGCUCUCAGAAUGUUAACUCUGCUUCCUAUUGUUUUAACUUUCAGAUAAUAUCAUGGGGGAUAUUAUUAGGAAAGGGGUCUUGAGCAUAUCAAGGAUUGGUGUUUGCUCUGUAGGACUUCAGCAGAAACUUAAAUUUCAUUUAAAUUAAUUGUUUACCAGUGCUGUUGAUAGCUGGGACAGAUGGAAUACAGAUUUGGAGGGAGGCAGUUAGCAGCAGUAGGUAUAAUUUCUUUUAAAGGAGAACAAAAUCAUUUAGUUGACUUUUACCAUAUAACAUGUUGAAAACUGUCUUUCUAAAAAAGCAUGUAAAAGAACUUUUCUUGCAAGAAUGAUGGAUUUGUUUACAUUUAAAAUGGAAGGAUAAAGGGAGAUAUUUUUUUGCAAAAAUCUGAGGCAUUCUUGAGAUUUCAUUAAUGUCAAAAUCUUCUAUUUUAGUUUUCUUUUUUAAAGAAUAAACAAAAGCCACACUAGCCAACUGAAUAUAUUGUCAAGAAUAUAUUUAAAGAAUAGAUUAUUACUCAUCAUGGUAUGUAGCUAAACACUCAUAACCUUCUUUAAAACUGUUUUUUGCCAGUAAUUUCGUGUGUGUAUCUUGGAAAUGAUGGUGCCUUAAGCUGUCUCUCUGAAUAAUACUUUCCUGUAUCUGUUAAUAAAUGCUACUAUCAAAAAUUCAGUUCAUCUUUUGGUGAUAGAAUCACUGUGCUAUUGAUAAAGAACAGUGGCAAAGGGAAAACUUGAAAAACUGUUAGUUUGCUCUUAAAUUUUAGCUGUGCGAUAUAUGGAUACACUGAACUAAAACUGCUCUUUGUGUGUUUGUUUCCAAAUUAGAGAAAAUAUUACUCCAUUCAUUUGGCUGAGUGUCCACAUUAUUUAAGAGAAAAUGCUAUAAAUCACUGUCUAAGUUCAAUACAUAAUUCCUAGCACAGUGUAAACUUUACGAAGGGUUAUAUUUUUGUAUUAUGUACAAAUAAUUAUUUAUUUCCGUUGAUGUUGCUGCACUGUACCAUUAAUAAAGGAACUGUAAUUGA
Athene cunicularia (burrowing owl) is the source of this 3003-nucleotide messenger RNA. It is a transcript of the gene RFK, whose product is annotated as riboflavin kinase. Gene Ontology annotation, biological process: FMN biosynthetic process; riboflavin biosynthetic process. The transcript has 4 exons. Gene Ontology annotation, molecular function: riboflavin kinase activity. The record is from RefSeq and is a predicted model, not a curated record. Lineage: Eukaryota; Metazoa; Chordata; Aves; Strigiformes; Strigidae. Gene Ontology annotation, cellular component: mitochondrion. Bases 1 to 465 code for a protein of 154 amino acids.